GUUUUAUCUCUGAUUGCGGCUCACAACAUUGUUUGUUCGCGUCAAACCUGUAGGUUCUUUGUCCAAAAUAGUGCCUUCAAUUCGAAAUGGCGCGCAUCGUUGAAGUAUGGUAGAGGAAUAACAAAGUCAUAAAACAUUGGAUUUUAAUAUGUCCUUCAGUCGUGCAAUGCGUCUUAGCUGCUGUGUCGCUAGCAUAACUGUAUUCGGAACCAAGGUGGCGUGGUCCUCUGAUUGGAGUACAGGUCAGAAGUCAUCCUUUUUCGAUCAAUUUAAAAGCUCAUUAACCAGCUUAGAUAAAAAGUUCCCACUAAUAUUGAGUGCUCAUGCUACUUGUAAUGAAAAUGUCACUAUAAAGCCAUGGAAUUGGAACUGGGAUGGAAAAAGCACGUCUGACUGUAAGACAGACUCGGCUUCGCAAAGCGAAACAGUGACAUCGAAGUCAAAAUGCACACGGCACCUUUUAUUUAUUCGUCAUGGCCAGUAUCAUUACGCCAAAGACGACUCCGACUGCCACUUGACAGGACUCGGGCGCCAGCAAUUGGACUGUACUGGGAUGCGUUUGCGAGAACUCAAUUUCCCAUAUAGAAAAGUGUACUACUCCACGAUGACGCGCGCUGUCGAAUCGGCUGAGUUGGUUUUAAAUCAUCUACCUAACGUUCAGGCAGAACCGUCAGAUGUCUUACGUGAAGGUGCUCCAUACGUCCUGGAGCCACCUCUCGCAUAUUACCAACCUACGCAAAAAGAUAUUGAAGAAGAUGGCUCCCGCAUUGAAUCUGCAUUCCAAAAACAUAUACAUCGUGCAGAUGCUGAACAAGAAGCCGACACAGCUCUGCAGUUUCCACCUGAGGCUUGGAUAAGAUUUUCGCUUGACCACGGCAGUAUUACAUGGCUUGUCAUUCGGCCUGACGGGCGCGUUACAUUGAGAUGGUUAGGAAACUCAGGACAUAUGCCUCCUGAACUCAUUACCGUACAGUAGUUGUGGGUAACAUUUGUUCCGGUGUACAGUGUACAUUACGUAAAUUUAACGCACUUUGCUUUGUAACUCUUGUAAUAUUAGAUACUUUUUCAGAUGACUAACGCAUCAUUCUUACUACUGUUUUAUCAAUCAUGCACCUUUAGUACGCAAUUGUAUGGGCUUUUACAUGGUGUUUGCUAUGAUGAGCGUAUGCAACACAAUAAUCCAGACUGGUUUGUCAGCGUUCUGAACUUAUUUUAUCUUAGUGUUUAACCCAAAGAUUGUACAAUUAGCCCCACAACAAGGGUGUUCCCACGCAUUUGGCUUCGAGCCAGUAAAAUUAGCUAGGUUGUUAUCAGAUGGGGGAGUUCCAUCGGAAAACCUGGGCGUUGAUCGAUUUCCGUUUAUGCUAACAUUUGCACUUAUAGGAAAUUACUAGUCUGCACAUCCUGGACUCACUAUUCUACUUCCAAAUAAACAGUCGUUCUAAAAAUGGUAAUCGAUGUUAUUUUACACACCAGUAGAAUCAAAUGUCACAGGCUGUCGUUAUAGCUUUAUUCAUACACUUCCUAGUAUUCUGUUCGCUCUUUAGACAUUUGUAAUUAUGAUCGCACAUAUAAAGUGGUACUGUCCUAUUCGUUAGUUGAAUAAAUAUCUUGAGUAUUUUCAAAA
This is a messenger RNA of Schistosoma turkestanicum, 1627 nucleotides long. The record is from the annotation of a GenBank genome assembly. NCBI's taxonomy places the organism in Eukaryota, Metazoa, Platyhelminthes, Trematoda, Strigeidida, Schistosomatidae.